AUGUGGAAACGAACGUUGAGCUUCCACUCGGCGGCGAGGGUCGGAACAAUGGCCUGUGGUAGUCGUUGUUGUUCGUCAUCAUCAUCAUCCUCCUCUUUUUGGAUGUCGUCAUCCUUGUUGUUGAACCUACUGGAUAGCCGAAUGGCCAUGAUCGUGAACAACGAUUGUUGUUUUGGAAUGGACAACUCUUCUCCUCAUCGGAACUACAGCUGUACCAGUAAAAAUCUUUCUUCUGCUCUUCAUCAACAACAAACAAAUCCUCAUACGGAACAAUCACCAAAGAAUUUAAUUACACCUAAAAUUAGAUAUCUCCAUAAGGAUUAUAGAAAAUCAACAAGCGUUAAUGAGCCAUACAAUAUUUUUGAUAUUGAAUAUAACAAAUUAAGAACGGAAUUGUUGGUCGAGAAUGAAGAACAGAACUCGUCGGUGUCUUCUUCAUUGGAAACUUCCUCUUCUGUUAAUGAACAGAAAAAUUCAACAAAACCACAUUUGAAUAAGAUGUACUUAAUUGCACAAGGAUAUUGUUUGGGAAAGGCUUAUCGUCAACAAGUUCAAGGAGAUGAUGAAAAAUUAUAUGGCGGAGAAGAUGCGUUUUUUAUUCAAGAUAACAACGAUAUGACCUGUCACAAUAAUCCAUACAAGGUUGAUCCAGCAAAUAGCGUGCAAUGUGUUGGUGUUGCUGAUGGAGUGGGAGGAUGGUCACAAUACGGACGAGAUUCAAGUUUAAUGUCUCGACAAUUAAUGCAAAAUUGUUAUUUUUAUACCUUAUAUAAUGGAAAAGAGUAUGCAGAUCCCGUCAAGUUGAUUGAACGAUCGUAUUCAGAUAUUAUAGAGAAGAAACAAGUGUUGGCAGGUAGUACAACAUGUUGUGUUCUGAUCCUGGACGAAACAAAUGGACUUUUAAAAUCUGCGUAUAUUGGAGAUUCUGGAUUUUUAGUGAUGCGACGAAGACAGCAACAACACCAAACGGAUGGAACUCCUUCUAAAGGUUCUUAUGAAGUGAUAUAUAGAUCCACGCCCCAACAACAUUAUCACAACGCUCCUUAUCAAUUAGCUGUGAUACCUGAAUUUUUGCGUGGAAGAUUUGACGAUUCUCCAAAAGAUGCCGUUUGCCACUCUCUAAAACUUUGCAAUGGAGAUUUAAUCAUUGUUGGUACCGAUGGAUUAUUUGAUAAUUUAUAUGACCAUCAAAUUGUGGAAUUUGUUAAUCAAAAUCUUGACAAGAGUGAGUUUGAACUUGCCAAAAAUUUACUACUGAAAGCGAGACAAAUUGCAUUUGGUUAUGAGAAUGUUAAAAGCACUCCAUUCCAAGAUCAAUCCGAAAAGAAUGGAUUUUUUUAUUUGGGUGGAAAGCCUGAUGACAUUACCGUUGUUGUGGCGAGAGUGGUCAUGAAAUAG
Naegleria fowleri is the source of this 1398-nucleotide messenger RNA. RefSeq lists its product as uncharacterized. The coding region runs from base 1 to 1398 and encodes 465 amino acids. The transcript has a single exon. NCBI's taxonomy places the organism in Eukaryota, Heterolobosea, Eutetramitea, Acrasida, Naegleriidae. The record is from RefSeq and is a predicted model, not a curated record.